Cimex lectularius (bed bug) is the source of this 3794-nucleotide messenger RNA. RefSeq lists its product as uncharacterized. NCBI's taxonomy places the organism in Eukaryota, Metazoa, Arthropoda, Insecta, Hemiptera, Cimicidae. Bases 131 to 3655 code for a protein of 1174 amino acids. The record is from RefSeq and is a predicted model, not a curated record. The transcript has 2 exons.
AGCGACUUGCGUCGCGCCUAUUUUAUCUAGUACGCGCUCGUCUCUCGGAACUGGUAUUCUGUAGUCGGUUCUUUGCUCUCGUGUUGAUUGAAUAUCAAACGACCCGAGUCUGUCUCUUCGCCCGCCAGCCAUGGUUAACACGGACGAUGCUGUGUUCGUCGUGUUUUGCGGUCCAAUCACCGCUGAGGAAAUGGAAGUCAGGAGGAAGCUCGGCCUAUUUAAAAACCCCGACAGAGACAUCGAUGAUAAUCUGGAUUUUGAUUGGUUCCAAGAAAGUUCAGCUAAUUUGAAGGGUCAUAAUUUGACCGAGGGAACCAUUGGAAGAAGGAAAAGAACAUCAAAAAAUUCACCUCUGAGAAGUGCUAAGUCUAAUUUAAACUCAAGUUAUCAGCAAAAUUUGUUUUCCUCACCGUCUAGUAUUUAUUCUCCUUCAGAUGCAACAUUCUCAGACAUAAGUAUUCAAAAUCAGACAGAAACGUGUCAACCCAACACAUCUAUACAAAAAAACAGAAGUAGGAGUUUUUUAAGUUGUCAAGAUUCAUCACCCCACAUUGUUAACAAAAGUACAAAUGUAGACAUAUCAAAAAGUGGCUUAAACACAAAAACAAACAAAAGAAAAAGAUCAUCAUUCAGUUCAAUUCCAGAUGAACCUAGAAGGAAAACUCUAAGAAGCAUACAUUCUUCUCUAUUAAUUUUGGAUAAAAACCAGUUGUCAAGGAUAACAAAAUCUAACAAAAAUUUGAACUGUUCAAUGUUAAACAAGUCAAGAAAAACAUUCAGUCGGGUUCAAAAUACACAUGGAAGUUCACAUAUGGAUACCAUUUCAGCUAGAUCACUUUUACAGCAAACAAGUAACAGCAUGAAUCAGCUACCAUUAAAAAGUCAUUCUUCUUUGCAGCUUGGGGAGGAUUCAGAUUUAACAAACAAUUCCAGAAAUAUAAAUGACUCAUCUGUUGUUUCAAAUUUGUAUUUUAAUUUUAAUCCUGAAGAAACUAAAGGAAAAGAAUGUACCUGCAUAAGUUUAAAUUCAUCUCUAUUCAAUUCACAAACGAAAAAUUUGUCCAGAAUAAACAGGACUGAUUCAUUCGACCAAUCGUUAUCACCUAGAGAUAGACAUGAAACAGAAUUACCACGAUUAGAUACACUAGAAAAGUCAGUUGAUGAUCCAAAAGCAAAAUUACCUCAGAAGAGAAGUCAUUCAAGUUUAAGUCACUUAACUCCAGCUGAGAAAAAAGUUACACAAGCUAAUAAAACUUUGAAUGAUUCUCUAUUAAAAAGUUUUCAUUUUGCAAAAGGAGGUAAAAAACCUAUAAAACGUUUGAGAUCUUCAGAACCACUGAGAAAAACAAGUGUUAAGAAGAAUGGCACAUUUAAAAUAAUAUCCCCAAAGAAAUUGAGUUCUUCUGUUUUGUCAUCUAAUAAAGACCAGGUUCCAAGAACUUCACGGGCUAAUAAAACUAUGAGUGAUUCAUUAUUACGUAGUUCUCAUAUUAAAACAGGUGUUAAACAAUCUAUAAAAAAUGUGAAAACGUUAGUACCUGUGAGAAGAACAAGUGUUAAAAAGAAUGACUCAUUAAAAAAAAUAUCCCAUAAGAAAUUAAGUUCUUCUGUUUUACUAGCUAAUAAAAACCAUGUUUCAAGAAUUUCACGUGCUAAUAAAACUAUGAGUGAUUCAUUAUUAAGUUCUCAAAUUCAAGCAGCAGGUAGCAGCAUUGUCAAGCAACCUAUAAAAAACUUGAAAUCCAUAAAACCACUGAGUAGAACAAGUGUUAAGAAAAAAGGCUCAUUAAAAAAAAUAUCUCCUAAGAAAUUAAGUUCUUCUGUUUUAUCAUCUAAUAAAGACCAGGUUUCAAGAACUUCACGUGCUAAUAAAACUAUGAGUGAUUCAUUAUUAUGUGGUUCUCAAAAUAAAACAGCAGAUAGCCGCACUGUCAAGCAACCUAUAAAAAACUUGAAAUCAUUAGAACCAUUGAAAAGAAUGAGCGUUAAGAAAAAUGACUCACUAAAAAAAAUAUCUCCUAAGAAAUUAAGUUCUUCUGUUUUAUCAUCUGAUAAAAACCAGGUUUCAAGAACUUCACGUGCUAAUAAAACUAUGAGUGAUUCAUUAUUACGUUGUUCUCAAAUUAAAACAGCAGGAAGCAACAUUGUCAAGCAACCUAUAAAAAACUUGAAAUCGUUAGUACCACUGAUAAAAACAAGUGAUAAGAAAAAAGCCUCAUUAAAAAAAAUAUCUCCUAAGAAAUUAAGUUCUUCUAUUUUAUCAUCUAAUAAAAACCUGGUUUCAAAAACUUCACAUGCUAAUAAAACUAUGAGUAAUUCAUUAUUAUGUGGUUCUCAUACAGGCAGCAGCAUUAAGCAACCUAGAAAAAACUCGAAAUCGUUGGUACCCCUGAGAAGAACAAGUGUUAAGAAAAAUGCCUCUUUACUAAGAAAAUCUUCAAGAAAUUCUCAAAAUACAUCUGGAAGUUCAUCACCUGUAAAACCAUCAAAAAGCAAAACCAGUGUUAAUAAAAAUAAUAGCCUUUUUUUAAAAAGCCCAAUAUCUCCUUCAGCACUUGCCAAUGAUUCUAUUUCAUUAAUGAAAGAAAAAAAUUCACCUUCAAUUUCCAUGUCGACUAUUAAAAAUCCUAACUCGAGCAUGUUUUCUCCUCGUGAAACGUUCCAUUCAUUUAAAAAUGAAACCAAUGGUAGUAUGUCAAUUGAAAAAAUGAACAAAAGCUGCUCUACAGUAACUGAUUUCUCUCUGUGUUGUGGCGAUUCCUUUUUUGAUAAUUCUUCAUCUUCAACAGCAGGCAUAUCAAAAGGUGUGAAUCAGCAUUCUCAGAAAAAGUCACAAUUGCCCAAUCCAACAAAAAAUAUUGAUGAUUUGGCAAAACCCAGGAGGAAAUUACUUGCCAAUAAAAGUUUGAAUGAACUUUUAGAAUCAAGUGGUACUAAGUUUAAAAGAACAAUGCGACAAAACAAAACUUUAAAUGAAUCCAUUUUAAAACAACUUAUGCUGAAGGAAAGAAAAAGUCGAGUGGAGCAAAAUUCUUUAAACAGUGUGAUUGCAGAUGAGUCGUUAGUUAAAAAUAAAACCAAAGAUGCAUUUUUAAGAAAUUUUAAUUUGCCAUUAAAAAAGCAAAAAGGUAUGUACGAGUCCCUUCAGGAUUCCCUAAUUUCACUUGCAUCUUCAAAAAGUUAUACUUUUACACCAGACAGGGAUGAUAGAAGUUGCAGAAAAAGUACAGAGGCCUCAAUGGAGGCUGAUAAAAGUAUGAAAGCUGAUUGGUCACAAGAAAUUGAUAAAAAUAAGCACAUUACACCCAAUACUUCAACACUUCACUCUUUCUUACCUGACAAAGAGAACUUUAUAAAAAGCACAAAUUCUCAUCCAUUCAUUGAUAAUAAAAAACCUAAAACUCCAAAGCGUUCAACAAGUAAUGAAGAAAGGUACUCACUUAGAUCCAGCAAUUCAUAUGAAAAUGAUAGUGCUAUGACAAGACAAAAUUCCCCUAGUAAAACUAAGAAUGUUUUGAAUAAACCAAAAUUGGUCGUGUCCAAGGUAAAUUCAGAUUUAAGUUGGUCCAAAAAGCUCAACAGAAGUAAAAUACUGAAAGCGCAGCGUCCAAAUUAUGUAUACAGUCCUUCAAGAUUCAUUCACAAAAAACAAUAAAUAAAUGACAGUGGUUGUUAUUUUUACUUUUAUUAAAUAUGAAGAGUUGUUAUAUCAUGUUAAAAACUUUUGUAAACAUAAUUUCUAAUAGGUUAAUGAAUGUAUAGAUUUUGCAAAAUAUAUUUGUUGUCAUAUGUAA